Molecule: messenger RNA, 480 nt
Organism: Sorghum bicolor (sorghum)
Lineage: Eukaryota; Viridiplantae; Streptophyta; Magnoliopsida; Poales; Poaceae
Product: homeobox-leucine zipper protein ROC6-like
Exons: 3
Coding region: 1-474 (157 amino acids)
Molecular function (GO): lipid binding
Source: RefSeq, a predicted model, not a curated record
AUGAACGGAGAGCUGUGGGUGCAGUCGCCACGUCUUCUCAACCGCAAAAUCAACUUUCUGAGGUAUAACAAGCGGGUGGCGGAGGGGCAGUGGGCUGUGAUGGACGUGUCUGUCGACGGCAUCCUUGGACUGCCAGCAGGUAGCCGCACCACUGAUGACGCCGCCAUUGCAAACAACACAACAGGCUGCAGGCUGCUGCUGUCCGGCUGCCUCAUUGAGGACAUGGGCAAGGGCAAUGGCUACUGCAAGAUCACAUGGGUUGUCCACGCGGAGUAUGACGAGACCAUGGUGCCAACAUUCAGGCCACUGCUCCGCUCCGGUAAGGCUUUCGGCGUGCGCCGCUGGCUCGCGACGCUGCAGAGGCAGUACGAGUACCUCGCUGUUCUGCACUCCAGCCAGGUCCCAAGAGGCGACAACGACAACAACACAGGGAGGCGUGAGGUGUUUCGUUUGGGUCCAAGAUCACAAGACUAAUGUGAC